GUAAAUGUUCAUUGUGUUCAUGAUUUGGAUUCAUGCUUAGGUUGUUUGUUUAUGUGGUCAAUGACGUGCCUGCACACACACUGCACUCUUCAACCUAUUAUUUUCUAUCCAUCGACAAGUUGUUUUUUUCUAUUUUGUCUGAAUUGUUUUCAUUGGCACGAUCCGAACACCAUUUUGUCAUAUGCGGAAAAAUUAAAUCGUUAAUGAUCCGCCAUUAGUCAACUCCGCUUCGCAUUAUUUACUCGUUCGAUCGCUUCUUCUUCUCCGGCGACUUCCUUUCUUUCUCUCUACGAAUCUGAAUGAAUUCGUGAGUGGUGAGGGGUCCUCUGCUAUGUAUGUUGGUCAAUUUAUGCUGAUCAUCACCUAUACCUGAGCAGAAGUUUUGCUUUCUAUUUGCUCUUUUUAUAGUUUCGAUCUUGAAUAAAACAAGAUGGGAAAAGCAUCGGGCUUGCUUCUAUUUCUGUUGGGUUUCGGGUUCUUUGUUGUGACAUAUAAUCUUCUGACUCUGAUAGUCCACAAUAGAUCUGGUGUGCGUAAUUCAGAUGGAAGUCCACUUGUAGAUCCUGUCGUUCAGAUGCCUCAUAGAAAAGUCAAGAACUCCCCAGCACCACGCUUUCAUGUUGCCUUAACAGCUACAGAUGCACCUUACAAUAAAUGGCAGUGUCGUAUUAUGUAUUAUUGGUAUAACCGGAAGAAAGCUCUUCCUGGCUCUGAUAUGGGAGGCUUUACUCGUAUUCUGCAUUCCGGUAAUCCAGAUAACUUGAUGGAUGAAAUACCCACUUUUGUCGUUGAUCCUCUUCCCCCUGGUGUUGAUCUGGGGUAUGUUGUCUUAAAUAGACCAUGGGCAUUCGUGCAAUGGCUUGAAAGAGCUACCAUCAAGGAAGACUAUGUGCUGAUGGCAGAGCCUGAUCAUAUAUUUGUUAAUCCCCUUCCUAAUUUGGCUGUUGGAGGAUACCCAGCCGCUUUUCCGUUUUUCUAUAUUACACCGCAAAAGUACGAAAACAUAGUCAGAAAGUACUAUCCAGUGGAGAUGGGCCCUGUAACAAAUAUCGACCCCAUUGGCAAUUCUCCUGUUAUUAUAAGCAAGGAAUCACUUGAAAAAAUUGCUCCUACAUGGAUGAAUGUCUCGCUGACAAUGAAAAACGAUCCAGAGACUGAUAAGGCUUUUGGAUGGGUGCUGGAAAUGUACGGUUACGCAAUUGCAUCUGCUCUGCAUGACGUGCGGCACAUACUUCGGAAGGAUUUCAUGGUUCAGCCUCCAUGGGAUCCGUCUACCAAGGACACGUUUAUCAUCCAUUACACUUAUGGAUGUGACUACAACAUGAAGGGUGAGCUGACAUAUGGCAAAAUAGGAGAGUGGCGAUUCGAUAAGAGAUCACAUCUGCGAGGUCCUCCUCCGAGGAACAUUUCCAUGCCGCCUCCUGGUGUUCCGGAAAGUGUGGUGACUCUUGUGAAGAUGGUGAAUGAAGCUACUUCCAAUAUCCCUAAUUGGGACGCUGUCUAACUUACAUAUCCACAAGACACAAACAAUAGGGAGGACCCUAACGAAUCCAAUACAGCAUGUUUUGCCAAAUGAAUACUUUUUAUUUUUUUAUUUUAUUUUAUAACUCUUACAUCCUUCUUUCAGUUAAAUGAUGAACUCAAAGUAAAUUAUGAAAACUGGUUUGAGACAAUGUUUAAGAGAAA
Molecule: messenger RNA, 1686 nt
Organism: Eutrema salsugineum
Lineage: Eukaryota; Viridiplantae; Streptophyta; Magnoliopsida; Brassicales; Brassicaceae
Product: hydroxyproline O-arabinosyltransferase 3
Exons: 9
Coding region: 431-1504 (357 amino acids)
Molecular function (GO): glycosyltransferase activity
Source: RefSeq, a predicted model, not a curated record